AUGGACACCGAGUCGAAGACGUCGCCGCCCGACAAGGCCAACGAAAUGUACCGCAUCGUGCGAUGGGCGCCGUUGGAUGGCUUCGGAGCCGAGCACUUCCACCUCCAGACAACAGCCGAAGGCUUCCUCGCCCAGGGAACCGCGGUAGGAUCACGAGGCGACAACUCGUACGGGAUAUUCUACCGCAUCAACAUCAGCGCAGAUUGGCUCGUGCGAGACUUCGAGGUCCGCGAGGCAGGAAGCUCACACGUCCUCAAGCUCACGCAUGAUGGACACGGCCACUGGUCAAGCUCAGAAGGGCCGGUGCCUUCCCUCGACGGGUGCAUCGACAUUGACAUUGCGGCCACGCCCUUCACCAAUACGCUGCCCAUCCGACGUCUCGGGCUUCAAGAGGGUGCGACCCAGGCCAUCAGCGUUGCGUACAUUCCGGUGCCGUCGCUACAGCCCCUCCCAAUCGAUCAGCAAUACACAUGUCUCGAGGCCAAGCUGUACCGCUACGAGAACCUGACGAAUGGGUAUAGCGCCGAGCUGGUCGUCGACGAUGACGGCUUGGUUGUGGAUUACCCGAACGCGUUCAAAAGGGCAUGA
Messenger RNA from Purpureocillium lilacinum, 588 nucleotides. RefSeq lists its product as uncharacterized. The record is from RefSeq and is a predicted model, not a curated record. NCBI's taxonomy places the organism in Eukaryota, Fungi, Ascomycota, Sordariomycetes, Hypocreales, Ophiocordycipitaceae.